Molecule: messenger RNA, 3882 nt
Organism: Eutrema salsugineum
Lineage: Eukaryota; Viridiplantae; Streptophyta; Magnoliopsida; Brassicales; Brassicaceae
Product: PH, RCC1 and FYVE domains-containing protein 1
Exons: 9
Coding region: 467-3691 (1074 amino acids)
Molecular function (GO): metal ion binding
Source: RefSeq, a predicted model, not a curated record
UCGUUGCCGGUUUUGAGGAAGUUGAUUUCAUUCUCGCGCUCUUUAUCUCUCUUUCUCUAUCUUUCUCCGGUGUCUCCGGCCAUCUUCUCCUUCUCCGGUCUCUCCUCCGGCGAAAAUUUUCAAGUUUACUGGGAAACUUACAUUUGCAAGAGCACGAAAAGCCGAUACCAGCUGAAACAGUGAAGCUUUACCCUUGAUUCUCGGAGCAGCAAUUCAUCGGAAUUUCCCAACUCCGAAGCUAGGGUUCGAAAUUCUUCAGAUAAUCUCACCAUUUCUUUUCGCAAGAAAAUCUGAUAUACCCAAAAAAAAAGAAGAAAAAUUGGAGGUGGGUUUUGGAGAGUUAGCGCGGAAUUUGAUGGUUAGAACGGCGGAGACUUCACGUAGUCUUGUUUGCUUAGGAUGAACGGUGCUCCGUUUUGCGAUCGGAGAGGGUUGCUUCAUUUUGUUAAAACCUCUCUCUCAUGGAAUGGCAGAUCUUGUGAGCUACGGUAAUGUCGAGCGUGACAUCGAGCAGGCUCUAAUUGCUUUGAAGAAAGGUGCUCAACUCUUAAAAUAUGGUCGGAAAGGGAAGCCUAAGUUUUGUCCGUUUAGACUCUCCAAUGAUGAGACCUCUUUGAUCUGGAUUUCAAAUGGUGGAGAAAAACGUCUGAAGUUAGCAACUGUAUCUAAGAUUGUUCCAGGACAAAGAACUGCUGUUUUCCAACGUUACCUUCGCCCUGAAAAGGAUUAUUUAUCUUUUUCUCUCAUAUACUCCAACAAGAAGCGGACUCUUGACGUGAUUUGCAAGGAAAAAGUUGAGGCAGAGGUGUGGAUUGCAGGCCUAAAAGCUUUGAUAUCUGGUCAGGGUGGCCGCUCUAAAAUUGACGGCUGGAGUGACGGUGGCCUCUCUAUUGCUGACAGUCGAGACUUGACAUUAAGCAGUCCUACCAACAGCUCGGUUUGUGCUUCUCGAGAUUUCAACAUUGUUGACACUCCUUACAGUUCAACUACUUUUUCGAAGACUUCUAGAACUGAGAACUCUGUCAGUUCUGAAAGGUCACAUGUGGCAUCAGAGAGCCCAAAUAUGUUAGUACGUGGGCCUGGAUCGGACGUGUUCCGGGUUAGUGUCUCUAGUGCUCAAAGCACCUCAAGUCAUGGUUCUGCUCCAGGUGAUUGUGAAGCUCUAGGUGAUGUUUAUAUAUGGGGUGAAGUGCUAUGUGAUAAUGUUGUCAAAGUUGGGGCUGAUAAGAAUGCUAGUUGUGUUGGUUCAAAGUCUGAUGUUCUGGUUCCAAGGCCAUUGGAAUCUAAUGUUGUUUUGGAUGUCCACCAAAUAGCAUGUGGUGUUAAGCAUGCUGCUCUAGUAUCUAGGCAAGGUGAAGUAUUUACAUGGGGUGAAGAAUCUGGAGGACGUCUUGGGCAUGGAAUGGGGAAAGAUGUUACAGGGCCACAGCUUAUUGAGUCUCUACCUGUUUCUAGUGUUGAUUUUGUUGCCUGUGGUGAGUUCCAUACAUGCGCUGUUACAAUGACUGGAGAGAUUUACACAUGGGGUGAUGGAACACACAAUGCAGGACUUCUUGGCCAUGGUACUGAUGUAAGUCACUGGAUACCUAAGAGAAUAUCAGGUCCUCUUGAAGGUCUUCGCAUUGCUUCCGUGUCCUGUGGACCGUGGCACACUGCUUUGAUAACAUCAACUGGACAUCUUUUCACUUUUGGAGAUGGGACAUUUGGUGUUUUAGGUCAUGGUGACAGGGAAACUGUAUUUUACCCGAGAGAAGUCGAAUCUUUAUCUGGUUUGAGGACUAUUGCCGUUGCAUGUGGUGUAUGGCAUGCUGCUGCAGUAGUAGAGGUCAUUGCAACUCAGUCAAGUUCAAGUAUACCUUCAGGAAAGCUGUUCACAUGGGGUGAUGGUGACAAGAACCGUCUUGGUCAUGGAGAUAAAGAGCCUCGGCUUAAACCGACAUGUGUAUCAGCCCUAAUCGACCACAGCUUUCACAAAGUUGCAUGUGGACAUAGUUUAACAGUUGGAUUGACCACGUCGGGAAAAGUUUUCACGAUGGGUAGUACAGUCUAUGGUCAACUAGGGAAUCCCACUGCUGAUGGGAAGCUUCCUUGCUUAGUAGAGGAUAAACUAACUAAUGAUUGUGUCGAAGAAGUAACAUGCGGAGCUUAUCAUGUAGCAGUUUUAACAUCUCGUAAUGAAGUGUUUACAUGGGGCAAGGGUGCCAAUGGGAGGUUAGGCCAUGGAGAUAUGGAGGACCGUAACGCACCCACUCUUGUUGAAGCUUUGAAAGAGAGACAUGUAAAAUAUGUUGCUUGUGGUUCAAACUUUACAGCAGCAAUAUGUCUUCAUAAAUGGGUUUCUGGUACUGAGCAAUCUCAAUGUUCAGCUUGUAGGCAGGCUUUUGGAUUCACACGAAAAAGUCACAAUUGUUACAACUGUGGACUUGUCCAUUGCCAUUCAUGCAGUUCCAAGAAAUCACUUAAAGCUGCUAUGGCUCCUAAUCCAGGAAAGCCUUACCGUGUCUGCGAUUCAUGUUAUAUUAAACUGAGUAAACUAUCAGAAGCUAGUAUUGAUAGCAGGAAGAAUGUCAUGCCACGCCUUUCCGGUGAGAACAAGGACAGAUUGGAUAAAGCUGAGCUAAGAUUGGCUAAAUCUGGAAUACCGUCAAAGAUAGAUUUGAUCAAGCAGCUAGAUAACAGGGCAGCUAGACAAGGAAAGAAGGGGGACACAUUCUCUCUUGUCCGCACUUCUCAAACACCUCUACUGCAGCUUAAGGAUGCUUUUAGUAAUGUGGCCGAGUUACGGCGUGGGCCACCAAAACCAGCCGUAACUCCAUCUGGAGCAAGCUCAAGGUCUGUGUCACCUUUCUCAAGGAGAUCUAGUCCUCCUCGUUCAGUCACUCCCAUUCCUUCGACGGUUGGACUUGGUUUUUCAACAAGUAUAACUGAGAGUUUGAAGAAGACAAAUGAGCUUAUGAAUCAGGAAAUGGUCAAAUUGCGUGCCCAGGUCGAGAGCCUGAGGCACAGGUGUGAGGUCCAAGACUUUGAAGUUCAGAAAUCUGUGAAGAAAGUACAAGAAGCAAUGAAACUGGCGUCAGAGGAGUCCGCAAAAUCUGAAGCUGCAAAAGAAGUUAUAAAAUCUCUUACAGCACAGCUAAAGGAUAUAGUUAAGCUGUUACCACCAGGUGCUUACGAAGCUGAGAGCACACGGACUGCUAAUCUGCUGAACGGGUUUGAGCAAAACGGAUUUCACUUUAAUGGACAACGUGCAUCACGAUCUGAUUCAAUGAGCGACACCUCUCUUGCAUCGCCUUUGGCUCUGCCCUCACGUUCAAUGAAUGGACUCUGGCGAAACUCGCAGUCGCCAAGAAACACAGACGCAAGCACCGGAAGAGACGAGCUUCAAAGCGACGGGGUUAGAAUCAGUAAUGGUUUCUCAGAAGAUGGCCGAAACUCAAGAAGCUCAGCAGCAACAUCAAAUGCUUCUCAAGUGGAGGCGGAGUGGAUCGAACAGUAUGAACCAGGUGUCUAUAUAACACUACUGGCCCUAGGUGAUGGAACCAGAGAUCUCAAACGUGUCCGCUUUAGCCGGAGAAGAUUCAGGGAGCAACAAGCAGAGGCAUGGUGGUCAGAGAAUCGUGAGAGAGUUUACGAGAAGUACAACAUUCGCGGUACGGAUAGAUCAAGUGUGCAAUCUCAAUUCCAGACAUGAACUAAAAAACAACAGCGAACGCAAAAGCAUAGGUAGCAGUUUAACUUUUAUUUUGCAGAGUAUAUAGAGAAUCUAUCGUGUUAUUGACAAAGAGUUUGUCGUGAGUUUGAUGUUUUUUUUUUUUUGUUUAACUAAUCGACUCAAACCUGAUGAUAACUAUUUUAAUGUGGAAAUCGUAAGUUAAACUUACA